Seminavis robusta is the source of this 906-nucleotide messenger RNA. The record is from the annotation of a GenBank genome assembly. Lineage: Eukaryota; Bacillariophyta; Bacillariophyceae; Naviculales; Naviculaceae.
AUGUUCCGCUUUGCCCUCUUGAGUUUCCUCCUUGUUGCCGCACAGGCCAAUAUCCGCUCCGAGUUUGAGAGCAAGCUGCGUAGCAAAGUCGCCCUUCGCGAUCUGCGUGCACUGCAGGGACUUCCCGAAGGCUUUGAUGCAUUCGAGUUCAACUUUGCUGGAUUCACUUUCAAUGCUGCUAUGGCUAUGGAAAAGUGCCCCAAUGAGUGGGAUGCUACCUUCCAAUGUCUGAUCAAGGACUGUCCCAAUGCCCUUGAUGUCUGCCCUGACUUGACCGGGGCGGCUCCUGUUGGGAGUAUUACAACUAUCGCACCAGGAGAUAUGGAAUCUGGUGAAAUGGAAGGCAUGGAUGUAAAUGCCACUGAACCCGAGAUGCCCGAGAUGGAGCCACCAUCUGAGAUGCCUGAACCUGAGACUAUGCCAGAAGGAGAAGGCGAAAUGCCAGUAGAAGGUGAAGGUGAGACGCCUAUGGAGGAGAUGCCUAUGGAAGCAACCCCAGUUCCCGAGGCUGAAGAUAUUGUCGAUGGAGUCGAAGAUGUUAUCGAUGCUAUCGAUGAGCUGCUUGAAACUGCCGUUCCCUCUUCGGGCGGCUCUCGUUUCUUGCAAGAUGCCGCGGCUAUCCCCGAAUGUGCCGAACUUGAGGCUGAAUUCUGUGAUGCCCUUGCUGGAGAAGACACUGAGGAUUGCUGUUUGACUGCCUGUACUGAUGAAAUCCAAGCAUUGCUUGUCUGUGUCAUUAUGGAAGAAACUGGAGAAGACAGAUCUGACUGCGAAAUUCCAGAGUGUGAAACUGCUGGACCAGCUCCAAGCACAUCCGCCCCUGCACCUGCACCAUCAUCUGAUGCAGCCAGCAUCUCCAGAGUGGCUGCCUUGUCUGCUUCUCUUCUUGCCUUUGCUGUUUUGUAA